AUGGACGAUUCGGUCGAUCCCGAUGCCGUCAAAUUCGUGCCCUCGCCCGACGCGCCCGACAUCAUGAACGAUCCCGCCUUCGCCCCUCCACAACGCCGAGAUACCACUUCAUCCAAGUUCGGGAGCGAGAGUGCUUUUGGCGCGGACACUUGUCGUAUAUGUCGGAGCGAAGACACGCCUCAAGAACCUCUGUUCUACCCCUGCAAAUGCAGCGGCAGCAUCAAGUUCGUCCAUCAGGAAUGUCUGAUGGAAUGGCUUUCUCACUCUCACAAGAAGCACUGCGAGCUGUGCAAGACGCCUUUCCGCUUCACGAAGCUGUACGAUGCGAACAUGCCCAAGAGGCUUCCCUGGACGGUUUUCGCGAGAAGAGCAUGUGUACAUGCGGUUGUGUUUGCCGUACAAGCAAUCCGAGCUCUGCUUGUGAGUAGCGUCUGGUUGGUGGUAUUGCCCUACAUGAUUCGAUGGGCCUGGAGAUGGAUGUUCUGGUUCGCGGACGCUGGAUGGGCAAGAGAGACUUUCAUACGCAAAAUGCAACCGGACAGUCGAUCCAACCACACAACCGCCGUUACUUCACAGGUCGGCGACCUGUCCUUCUCUGACACUCUCUACACGGCUUUCGAGCAAGUGUGGCAUGGCCGGAUAGGCUCUGCCGAGGCACAACACACUGAAACGACAGUGGACAUGAUCUCUGGUCUCGUGAAUAACGCAUUCAACGCGACUCCCACGGUGGAUGAAGCUCGAAAUGCCACAGAUAUCUGGCCCCGCGCUGACGUCUCGAUCCUCUCCUCCUGGACCUAUAUUUCCGAAAUGACGGCCAGCCCUCAGCUGAAUGGUGUCAUUCUCGACGUCUUUGAAGGCCAGCUUAUAACUUGCGUCGUUAUCACAGGCUUCAUUUUGGUCUUCCUGAUUAGAGAAUGGGUGGUGCAGCAGCAACCGCUUGUCAACCUUGAUAACCUCAAUCACGAGCAACGAGAACGUGAGAGAUUGGUGAGGGAAAGAGAAAGAUUGAUGAGACAGGCUGAGUUGCUCGAUCAGGCGCGGGAGCGGCUUGCAACACUGCAGGCUGAAGCGGAGGCUUUGGAAGGCGAGAGCAGCAGCAGCGCCGCGGGAGCCAGGGAAGAAUUCAAAGGGUGGGAGAAUCUGAGCUCGCUCAUUGAUUCCGCGAACAAGAGUCUACAGAGCAGCCAUGCCGAGGCUCGAGACGAGUUCGAGAAGAUCGUCCGCGAAGUGAUGGCUCAGGUCCGUGUAUCGAAUUCGUCAGACUCCAGCGCGGCAGAAGUCGCUGAAAAAGUUUACGGGAAGCUGGCCUUGCUAUCUGAUCAAGACCGGGAAGCUUGGGAAGAGAUCUUCGUUUCUGAACUUAAAGAGCUCGGCCAUUCUAAGGAAGCUUUCAGUGAACGGUUUGGCAUUUUAGUUCCUGAGAUCGAAGACGAUGCGAACAGCAAUACUAGAAGACCGCCCAUGCCGACCCGGGACACCAUCUCGCGAGCUACUCAAAUUCAGCGCAUCUUAGAGGAGGCCGACAUUGCCUUGUCUCCCGAUGGCCGGCAUCACACAUCCUCGCCGACUGCGAAUGCAGAGCUCGGAACUGAGAGUGCAAGUGUUGUCAGUGAUUCGUCCACCGAAGGCAGCUGGCAACAAGUGAGCCCACCAGAAGAGCCAGCCGAGCAGGUAGAUCACAGGGAUAUCUUCCAGGACGAGAACGACGAGAUUCCGAUAACGAACGCCGGGCCCGAUGCCAAAGUUAACAUCAAACGUACUGGCAAGAAGAAUGCGAAGAGUAUUGUCCCAGAGCCGAAGCCGCCGUCAGACAUACUCUCAAAUGAAGAGCUUAUGGACCUGCUCAAGCAAGGGGAGGAAAUUCGCCAGGAUCGCGCCAAAAGCGCUACUGCUGAGUCUUCGGCUAUCCCUGCGUCGCAGCAAAGCGAACCGACUGAGACAGCUAUCAAUGUGUUCCAUUUCGAAGGCGCCGAGCCAGAAAAGCACAGCACAGACGAGGCGCAGCAGCGGGAGGACAACGCUCUUGAUGUUGAAGAUGGUCAAGAAACAGAAAGAGCUUCUCGAAUCGAUAUCGCUGGAGAUGACGCUGUCGACAACCACUCUCGUCCAACUGAGCCGGCUCUCAGUCAGCAGCAAGGCCCGCCGGCAAAUGCGUGGACGAAGCUCGUGGACUGGUUUUGGGGAGACAUCGAGGCACCAGGUACGCUAGAACCACUGGCGGAUCCGAAUGAGGAAAUGGUGGGCGAGGGCGAGGACGCUCAACAAGCGCCAUUUGUGCCCGUCCAGGGUGGACAACCUGCCAUCCCCGACAACCCACACCACGAGGAAGAGCAACAGAAUGAUCCUGAAGUCGUUGCUGCCGCCCAGCAAGCCGGUCUAGAUGCCGAGGCCAUCGAGGAUGCAGAAGACCUUGAAGGCAUUCUCGAACUCAUUGGACUCCAAGGCCCACUCAUCGGCCUUUUCCAGACAUCGUGCUUCUGUAGUGUCCUCGUCACAGGUACGGUGUUUGGUGCCGUUGGUCUACCAUACGUCUGGGGCAAGCUGGUACUAUCCUUCAUUGGCGCGCCUGUCACCUUCCUCGUCAAGACGCCAUUGCAGGUAGCAUCCUUCAUCGCCGACCUGUUGAUUGAUCUCACGCUACUGGUUGUUGGCUGGUUUGUUUUUGUGCUUGGCCUUGGCGUUGGACUUAUCCUGAGUGUUUUCACAACCUGGGCGCCGACAUACAGAGAUUCCGAUGCUUUCCAGUGGAUCACGAAGUUCGUGACCUCGACUGCCGCGAAUGCCGGGUAUAGACUGCAAAAUUUGCUUCUCAGCGAAGCGCCAGUCGGCUAUCCUGGGAUGCCUGGUUGGAACUGGGCCUUUUUAAGCGCCUCGGUACACGCUCACGCUUCGCUUAAAACCCUUGAGGCCGAAGUGAACUCUAUGCUGAAUCGCAUUGGUCAUUUCAUUACUUCUGUGGUUGAGACCAUCUCUUCGGGCUCUACGUCUUUCUUGUGGGGGCGUGUUUCUAGUGCCAUGUCUCACGUCCAUGCCGUUCCAGCAAAAUUGUUGGCUGGUCUUGAAGCACUCGGACAAUACACACGCCCUUGGCUUGACAUCAUUGGCAACCUGAGGAAUGGUACUCUUGUCAUCCCGUCAGAGCAGGUGCCCAUGGACCCUGCGCUCGUUUACUGGAAUUCGAACGACCGUGGUCUUGCGGUUCUCGCUGGAUACAUGGCGUUGGCCGCCCUCGCAACCAUCUAUGUCGCUGCGGAUACCCCAAUCACGCGAUCUCAAGCAGGCCAGAAGGCCGAAAAGGUGGUUCGCGACUCACUCCGUCAGGCUGGCGGCGUCUUCAAAGUGAUUCUCAUCAUUAGCAUCGAGAUGCUCGUCUUCCCGCUCUACUGCGGUCUGCUGCUGGACAUAGCCUCUUUGCCCCUCUUCAACAACGCCUCAGUGGCAACGCGCUGGGCAUUUGCUGUGCACUCACCGUACACCUUCUGCUUCUGGCACUGGUUUGUGGGAACUGGUUACAUGUUCCACUUCGCGCUUUUCGUCGCUAUGUGCCGCAAGAUUCUGCGCAAGGGCGUCUUAUGGUUCAUUCGCGAUCCAGACGACCCGACGUUCCAUCCAGUCCGUGAUGUUCUGGAGCGCAAUGUUAUCACACAACUGCGCAAGAUUGCGUUCAGCGCAUUGGUGUACGGCCUCCUGGUAAGCAUCUGCCUUGGUGGAGUCAUUUGGUCGAUUGGACGGGUCUUCAAAGGCAUUUUUCCAAUAAAUUGGAUCUCGACCGACCCGGUUUUGGAGUUUCCGUUCGACCUCUUCCUGUACAAUCUCGUUGUCCCGCUGAGCAUCAAACUCUUUAAUACUGCCAAGAUCAUCAGCACCAUGUACGCCUGGUGGCUGCGGCACUGCGCGAGAGGCCUACGCCUGUCUCAUUUCUUGUUCGACGACCGCAGAAAGGAUGAAGAAGGGACACAUGUGCACACGUCGUGGAUCAGCUUCCUGAUGAUGAAGAAGGCGAGUCCCGAAAGGCCUACCGUGCCUUCCAAAACGCAACUGACCAAGAACGGAGAGCUGCCUGAGGUCUACUUCAAACGAGACGGCAAGUAUGUCUUAACGCCUUGCAACGAUCAGUACCGACCACCAAAACCUGGCGAGGCCUUCCUGCACGCUGAUGAUGAGGAUGUCUACAUCGCGGACAAAGACGGCAAGAAGAGCGAUCACUUCGCGAAAGUGUACGUUCCUCCAUUUUUCCGACUCAGAGUCACUCUGUUCAUGGUUUGCCUGUGGCUGUUCUCCGCUUUCGCAGGUCUUUGCGCGACGCUGGUGCCACUUGUAUUCGGGCGGUAUGUUCUGAAGUCUCUACUGCCGGUGGAAAUCAAAGUCAACGACAUCUAUGCCCACUGCAUUGGCGCAUACAUCCUGGGAGGCUGUCUGUACAUUGCGUUCAAGGGUCAAUCAGGUGCGCAGUAUCUCAGGCAAAAGGUACAGGCCAUCGAUGUUCAAGUCUGGGUCGAGACUUCGAAGAAGUACGGGACUCGAGCGUUGAAAUGCGCCUAUGUCUACGGCUUUGCGGCUACGGUUGUGCCCGCAGUGGUUGUCAUGCUGCUACAACUCUACUUUCUGGCUCCGCUUCACACCUACAUGCACUCUGCGCUCGGUCCUUUGGUGGAAGACACACUUGUAAAUGUCACCGGCCUCAACCUCACUAUUUCGGCACCGACAAAUGGCACCAACCUGACCACCUCAUUUGUACAGAAUGGCAAUCAGACAGGACAAGCCGGAUCUACUCGCGUUGUCGAACACAACAUCUACGCACUAUCAGAUGGAGCUUUGGGAUUCAUGCUGGUCAACCUCUGUCGCACCGUGGUGACAGCUCCUGGCUCUCGUGGCGCUGAGGCUGUGCGUCGUGUUUUCGCUGACGGAUACUUCAAUCCGAAUGCCCGACUUGCUACUCGUUUCUUCAUCUUACCUGUCGUCUUGAUUGGUGCGAUCCUUCUGGUUGCACCACUCGGUCUCGCGCAGGUCAUCAUUGGCAGCAUCUCGUUCUUCAUUCCUGCCGCCGUUGGGGAAUUGGGAGUUCUGAUAUACCGCUUCAGCUACCCGAUGGCCGCUGGUCUGGUCGCGAUCGGAAUUGGCAGCAAGGAACUGUCUCGUGCUACUAGUAGGUGGAGGAGUCGAAUCCGAGAUGAAGUUUAUCUCGUCGGCGAAAGGCUACAUAACUUUGGGGAGAAGAAACCACCUGCGGGAAGUCGCAGCGUGGUGAGAAGGGAUCGGUAG
This is a messenger RNA of Lecanosticta acicola, 5262 nucleotides long. NCBI's taxonomy places the organism in Eukaryota, Fungi, Ascomycota, Dothideomycetes, Mycosphaerellales, Mycosphaerellaceae. The record is from the annotation of a GenBank genome assembly.